Messenger RNA from Oncorhynchus tshawytscha (Chinook salmon), 2060 nucleotides. RefSeq names its product proline-rich protein 15-like protein A. The record is from RefSeq and is a predicted model, not a curated record. Lineage: Eukaryota; Metazoa; Chordata; Actinopteri; Salmoniformes; Salmonidae. The coding region runs from base 341 to 664 and encodes 107 amino acids. The transcript has 2 exons.
GAGGGACGAAGGUUGCACCUGUAGCUCUACACCUGACUAUCAGAGAGAGACAGAGAGAGAGAGAGAGACAGAGAGAGAGAGAGAAUAGGCUGUACAGGGGAGGACGAAGAAGACGAAGGGAAGGACAGCAGUAAAAGGAUAAGAGUGGAAGAGGAUUCUGGAGUGGAUAUUGCAGUGGCAAUGAUCUGAUAUUUGAGUCGAUAUAUUUGGUUUUCCAAGCAGGGUUUUUCCCAUAAACUAUUAAGCUUUGGGAGGAAGGUCGUCUCCAGAGCUCUACAUAUAUACAGGCCCCUCCAUUCUUCCAUCCCGCUCUCCCUCCUCUCUGUGUUUGUGUGUGGUCAUGGCUGACCCAUCGCCUGGCUGGUGGAAGCUGACCUUCCUACGUAAGAAGAAGUCAGAGCCCAAGGUUCUGUACGAGAUCCCAGCGGAGCAUGGCAGCAAUACCACACCCCACAGUGGAGCCCCCGGGCCAGUAGAGGGCAACACAGAGGACAGCCAAUUGAACGCCCGUCUGGAGAGGAUAGUGGAUAAGACGGCCACCAAGGGACGCCAUGUCAAAGUGUCCCACUCGGGACGUUUUAAAGAGAAGAAGAAGAUCAGGGCCACGUUAGCAGAAACGCCCGAUCUGUUCCCUGGUCACAAGACUAGCGACAAGAACCUCUGAGCUCUGGGAAAUGAGUUCACGUACACACACGCAAACACACCAAAACGUCAUGUCUUUCUCUAUCAAACGAAUUCGUGCAGACUCAAACACAGAAGACUUUCUUUGCCUCUCCCUCAAACACAUACAUCGGUCUCACCAUUUCACACGGUCCCUCUAUCACACCCAGUGACACGCACAGAGAUGAAAGGCAGUGCAUCCCCAUUGGGCCAUGACAUUUUGUGUCAAUCCAGUCAGAUAUCUCUGUUCUUUCGUUCCCUAGAAAUCUGGGACUCACUGAGAGUCAUUGUAGGCAUCUCAGUAUCACACUCUCUCUGUCCCUUCCAUCUAUAAAUCAGUGGAGUGGUGGAAGAAUGGGACACCUGAUUCUCCCCUGUCUGUCUGCAUCCUACCUAGGCCACGAAUACAUAAACAGACUACCUUUAAUAAGGUGCUAUUAGUCAUCUCCGAUUUUAAAUAUUCAACAGGUCCUAGGGACAUGGGGAGUUUCAGGUCCUGCAUAUUACACUGUACAGUCAUGGUACGGUACAGAAUGUGUACUUUAUUGGUGUUGCUUAAGUUUCUUGUCUGUUCAAAAGCAAAUAGGUAACGUAUGAAACAGACGUUGUUGUUUGCAUAACAGCUUUAUGACCUAGAGGGCAUGGUUACUGGCUGUUGGAGGUUGACUGGUUUCCAUAGCAAAAUACUGUGUCACGUGUCAUUCGUAGACAUGUCACCUCGAAAAUCAAUUGUUCUAAAACUAACCUGAGUUGUAAAACCUGAGUAUAUAUUGUCCUGUUUUUUUUCUUUCUUUAAAGCUUUAAAAAAAAAUGCCAGUAGGCCUCUCUUUUAUCCCUUCAGAAUUUAACCUCACACUAGACAAACGUUUCAGUUUUUCUUCUAGUUGCACUUUCUAAUGUAAAAGUGAAGGACUGCUUCAUAGAUCGACUGCAAGGCUCCAACAUAACAUGCAUUUCUCCAGUGUUGCUUUAGUGUUUACAACAGUCUUUUGAAGAUAUUGGCAGACACUGAAGCCAAACUAAAACCAGAGAUGGAAGUGGAAGCGAGACACCCCACUUGCUGUUUUUUUUUUUUUGGUUCAAUGAAGUAAGUGGACCAGACCCAGCUGCUAUUGCAUUGGUGGCUAUGGUCGACACACCCAGUUAAGUAGACUGGAACGGACUAUUUAUUUUCGAUGGUAAACGGCCUGAGUGAACUAUCUUCACUUAUCCACCAUAUUCGCUAAAACUAUUCAUGAGAUCCCUCCUCUACAAAGACUGAAAAAGUACAUUUCAUUUCAUUUUCACCUUCUACACUUAAUGACAAAAAUCACUUUCAUUGAAACGGUGCUGUACAUUCUGAGUAAUUUUGUAAAAUAAAUACAGACUUGUUUUAUAAAUAAAAUAUAUGUCGUAUUUUA